GGGUGGCUUGCCCACUUCAGGUUGGUGGAGAGUGCCUGCCUCAAGUGGAGGAGUGAAAAGGUUACAAUGUGGUGGUUAAUUAAGAAUUUAGAAGGAUAAUUCAGAGAACUAUAAUGAUUAUAAUUAUAAUGGCUUUCUAUCUUUUCAUUGACACCUAUUCGGUCCCAAUGUUGACACAAUUGAAGACUCCAAACGCAAACACAAAGCCUAGAAUUGAGACUGAACUGCUCUCUUAUGCCUACACAAAUGAUGUGACAGAACACACAUGACUAACCACAAACCUUGUCUGCCAACUGUCCAAAUUAUUUUCUUGCCCUGAAAUAGGCUAAAGUUUGCAUAGGAGACAAAGCAGCUUCACAGGCUGAUAUUUAAGAAACUCCAACAAGGUUAAAGCAAACCCACUCAUUCAGCUGAUCAAUUUCAAAUGUGAAAUAUUACACCAACUUAUAACCUUCUUUACUGGUUAGUUAUCAGAGGGCAGCAGGCAGGCAGCAGUUAGCAUAGUGGUUAUAGCAUCUGACAAAUAAUCAAAUGGUUGCUAGAUUGAAUCUCAACCUGGCACAGGGGAAUUUUUUGUUGUUGUCCCAGAAUAUAAAACUUACCUAAAAUGUCAGUGGGAUGUCAUUGUCUGUUAAAUUCCUAAAAUGUAAAAUAUAUUUAAACUCAAAUUAGCCAACUUGGUUAGGGUUAUGAUUAGGAUUAUAGUUAGUUUUCUCAACCUUGCUCACUUGCUAACAUGUUUCAUAUUUGAGCUAUAUUUUUUAUAUUUUGAGCUAUAUUUUAGCUGCAGGAGAAUAGGCUGAUUUGCUUUAACCUGGGCAGGUUAAAGUUUCUUAAACAUCAGUCUCUGAGGCAACAUUGCCUCAGAGGGAAAUUUCAGGGCACCUUUGUUAUGUGGGCUGUAAAACUACCCUAAAAGGAAAGUUGAAAAUCUAUAUUUUAACCUCAUAGUUACAUUAUGUUUUCAAAACGAAAGUUUUGGACUAUGUUCCAGUAAUUACACAGGGCACUGUAACUAGGGACGUAACCAGACCCAGGCUAUUGGGACUUUAGCCCCCGAUGAUAUUGGCACAGCUCCAAGUCCUUUGCUGGCGGAUUUUGGCUCAGCCAUGAGACCUUUGCGCUGCUGGGAUUUACACUGCUGGAAAUCUCUCACCAAGCCCUACUGACUGAGUCUGGAAUGUUCUCAAGCCCUGGUGACACCCCUGACUUUACCACUUUACCACUCAACCAACAUUUGUGAAAUUGCACCUAUUAUACUUUAUGACUUAUUCUAUAAAAUGUUGAGAUCUUGACUGACAAGUAUGUUGCAACAAAUCUGCAAUCCAUAUCCUAGAUAAAAAAUUAUUUGCACUUGUGCAUUUGCAUUACUGUUCACAAACACGGCACACCUUUCAGUGUACAGGUUGACAUGGCCACAAAGGAGAGCGAUCGGGGUGGAUCUGAAAGAAUUUCCAGGCAGAACUCGGAAGCUGCUGGGCUGUGGGAGUCGGACUUGACUACAGUGCAGCACAGUUUGAAGUUUGUGAAGAAGCUGGAAGAGCAGUAUGUUUGUCCCACCUGCAGAGGAGUGGUUCUCAACCCACAUCAAACUGGCUGUGGACACAUCUUCUGCUACGGCUGCAUCCAAAGGCUCCUAGAAAACUCCCCAGCCACCACACCUGUCUGUCCUUUGGAUGGAUCUUUGAUCAAAUCUGAUGAGGUUUUCCAAGACAAUUGCUGCAAAAGGGAGAUUUCAAAUUUAGAAGUCUACUGCACAAACUCUCCAAACUGCUCCUGCAGAGUUAUAUUAUGUCGGUUGCAGGAGCACCUACAAGCAUGUCAGUAUGAGCCGUUGCAGUGCUCAAAUGCAGGUUGCAAUGAGGUAAUGCAACGUAAGGACCUGCAGGAGCACUUCAGAAUCAGCUGCUCCUAUCGUAUGGAACCCUGUCACUACUGUAAGGAUUCUUACAUAUACUGCCAACUGAAGGAUCAUGAAAGGCAUACAUGCCCAGAGGUUGAAAUCCAGUGCCCGAACAAAUGCUCCCAGAUGAUUAAAAGAUGCAUGCUGGAAGACCAUACUGACCAGUGCCCCGAGAUGGAGACGGACUGUGUUUUUAAGAAAUAUGGUUGCCCUGUCCGGGAGAGGAGAGCCCAAGUUCAAGUUCAUGAGGAAACUGCUCUCAAACACCACAUCCUCCUUGUUCUGGGGAGCAACAGCAAGCUGGAGACACAGAUGGAGGUCCUCCAGCAGGAAGUGCUACUGAGGCACCAGGAGCUACAGGACAGGAGCCUCCAGGUCCGUGGUUUGGAGAAGGAGGUCCGACCUCUGAUCAAACAGGUCAGCCACUGUGACAACACCCUGUCUGCAGUACAAAGGUCUCUGGUUGAGCAGAAGGACCACAUCUCCAGUGUCCGGCUUCAGCUGGAGGAGUUCUCCACUGUGUUUGGCCCGGGUGUGGCGCGGGAUGAACUGAGCCAAAUAAGAGCUUCCCUGGAUGCUCUCAGGCAGCGAGUGUCAAUCACAGAAGGACUGAAAGACCACCUAGGGGCGUUGAAUGAGACCUACAUGCGCCACACGCGCCUCCUCAGCAUCCACACAGCACAGCUGGAGCGCAACGACGAGCACUUCCGUGAGCUGGAGUCAACCUCAUAUGAUGGGAAGCUCAUCUGGAAGCUCCGUGACUACCGCAAGAGGAAGGAGGCUGGGGCCCGAGGCCAGGGGCCAUGCCUGAGCAGCGCGCCCUUCUACACCAGCCGCAAUGGUUACAAAAUAUCAGCCAGGGCCUACCCAUACGGUGACGGGGCCGGCCACGGCACACACCUGUCCCUCUAUGUGGUCCUCAUGCGGGGCGACUUUGACCCCCUCCUGCCUUGGCCGUUUAAACAACCUGUGUCUUUGUCAGUGCUGGACCAGAGUGGUGCCAAAAACCACAUGACAAUGAGUUUUAGACCCGACCCAUCCAACAGCUUCCACCAGCCCGGGUCGGCAGAUGCAACUGCGGCUACUAAUGUGGCCUCAGGUUUCCCAUGCUUUGCCUCCCAUGCCCAGUUGGAGGCGCCCAAGAACGCCAUCUAUGUGAGAGAUGAUACACUCUUUAUUAAGGUCAAAGUGGACACGUGCGGUUUAGAGGAGCUGUAGGACUGUCUUAAAGAACAUCUGGAAAACAUUUUGAAAAAGACACAAAGCUCCUUGCUGGGCAAGGACCACCAAUAGUCAAUGUCUUUAUGUGCGGUAUUCCAAAUUCGGCAGAGUAGUACGCUUUCUCCAUGCAUUUUGCCCCAGAUGGCCAAUACCUGCUUACAUUUUAUUUUAUUUAGGUGAUGUCCGAGUUGUAACUGCAUCUGAGCAUUUAAAUCAGCAAGCAGUAAACCUGUCCUGGACAUUGCUGGAGUUGCAUUAGUAACUACUAAAUUAGGUCUGAGACAACAAGUGGGUGCAAAUAAUUGCUAUGUAGAACAGAAAAGGAGCAGGAUUCAGACCUUGUAGCAUCCAAUUUGAAUUCCUCUGGUCUACAUCUCAUUUUGGUCUUGUUACGCGAUAAGGACGGAUGUAGCAACAUGACAAUCACUGCUCAUCAAUUUGGUAACUUUAAUGCAGUUAUACCUCGGACAAUCAUCAGCUAGGCAAGGCUAGAGCAUGCAGUCUCUUCUUUUUUAAUUCAAGCAACGCAUUUGAAUGAAAGUUGUUAAAUAUUAAUACAUUGUUUACAUUGUUUAAUACCUUUAAUAAAUUAACCGAAAGAAC
This is a messenger RNA of Esox lucius (northern pike), 3727 nucleotides long. It is a transcript of the gene traf5, whose product is annotated as Tnf receptor-associated factor 5. The coding region runs from base 1412 to 3121 and encodes 569 amino acids. Gene Ontology annotation, cellular component: plasma membrane signaling receptor complex. Lineage: Eukaryota; Metazoa; Chordata; Actinopteri; Esociformes; Esocidae. The record is from RefSeq and is a predicted model, not a curated record. Gene Ontology annotation, molecular function: thioesterase binding; zinc ion binding. The transcript is spliced from 10 exons. Gene Ontology annotation, biological process: regulation of canonical NF-kappaB signal transduction; protein K63-linked ubiquitination; tumor necrosis factor-mediated signaling pathway.